AUGCAAGCGCAUGGUGAACAAGAGGCUGCCAAUAUUUAUGGUCAUCUUUUACCAAAUUUUGAAAAAGCAGUUACUCCUGAUUCUCGCAGCCGAAUCGAUGCUCUAUUACGAGAGUUUUCGUCAUUCAAAGACACAGAGAAGCUCCUUUUUUGCUUGUUACUUCCGACCGAACCUAGUGGAAUCUGUUCUUCGAGCCUAGCCGACGAUGAGAUUUCCGCCAAUGGGUUCGAAAUCAAUAGUCUUGGUGUGGGGCUUUUUAGUGGUUCAGGGUGUUCCUCUCUCCAUCUCUCAAAUCAAGUUGAGCAGAGCCAAGCGUACACAUGGAUUAUGUCACACCUUGAGGAGGACGCAUCUACUUGCCUUAGAAAAGAUGAAGUUUAUGAGGACUACCGGUUAUACUGCGAGAAACACAACCAGAAAACGCUUAACACGGCUGAUUUUGGAAAGGUUAUGAAGCGAGCCUUCCCCAAUGUCAAACCCAGGCGACUAGGGCAAAGAGGACAAUCUAGGUAUUGUUAUGGUGGUAUGCGGAAAAAGCUUGAAGUUCAACCACCAUCCCUCCCCGACCUAACGGCUGAGUUAUCCGCCCCGACAUUGUCCACCAACUUCCGUAGUGCUUCCUCGUCAGUCUCCUCAACCGAUGAUCACCGGUCUAGCCUGCGUGGUGAAGCCUCGUCCUGGUUUUCUGAAGAGGUUCGAGGUGUGCUUGGAGUUACUGGACCUGUUUUAGCUGAUGUGGCUAACGUCCUUUUGGAGUACGCCCAGAAUGUAUUCGGCACAACAUUCACUUCACUCACCAAACUGGCAGAACACCUUGUCGCCAAUCGAUACGUCAGUACGCGUUCUCGCCACUCCUUUGCAUUGAUUGCCCAUAUCUCCAACAAUCCUUCCAACUCGACCCCUGUCACUGGGUCUUCUAGUCUUUCAAAUAUGCUUCUUAGUCCAUCUUCGGCAGCCGCUGGUGCCUUCGCUGAAGCUCUUCAGAAAGGAAAGGAGGAUGUGAAAAAAGAAGUAGUUGAUCAAGAUUUGUCAUGCGUGGAGCUGCCAAGUGUACGCAACACCCGUACGCCAACAGUGCGCGUAAGCAGUGCCGGGGCCACUGCCGCGGCUUCCUCGUUGUCUCAGACGCCGCCGACAACAGCUAGCCAAGUGGCUGGCGGCAGUCUCUUUCCCUAUCGCAGCCCCCUUUGCACGAACAACUACGACAACAGCAGGGCUGAGCGCUCUCCCAAUGUCACCGCCUCUACACCUGCUGUGACGUCAGCCUAUCAUAUAUCCCCCUCUGCGCAUUACCCCUUCACCCUGUCUCAGUUCUCAACUACCUCGGCUUCAAUACUUCAGAACCCGGCUGGAAAGCCUUUGGGGUCGACCUAUACCGGCAUCUCUGCCUACCUCCAACCACCACAACCCUACGCGCACUGCUCGUCUACCGAUCACAGACGAAUGAGUUUCUCAGAUGGCACACCCUCGUACCUAGCUCCCGUAGCUGGUACUGGUGCUUACUGCGCAUCGACCCCAUCCACGCCCUACGGUAAUCGUGGUCUCGAUGCCUCCGCUCCUUACGCCUCGUACACGGGCGCAUUCGCUCCCCACUCGUCGUCGUCGUCGUCCGCACUACCUCACCAGCAGCCGCCUGCUCCUCUCCCGCCUACCGCAGGUGUGCGCAACCCCUACACUCCGAUCGCAUCCUACAAGAGGACACCCAGUCUGCUGCCUGUCGAUGCUCCUGGAGCUAAUGAGCCCGUCUUGGCCCUCGUGCUAGUCCUCUUGAGCAGUUUCGGACUUUGCAAUAAGUACCUCGAGCUGUGUACCAUGCUGUGUGGCGCGUCCCAGUUCCUGUCCAGCCGGCUGAAAUUGCACUCAUUCCCACCCACUGGGUGUGCAUGUGAACAAUCCUCCUUUGGGAGCAGUCACUCCCGUCCCGACACCAUUCUUCGGCUCUUUAUUCAGCCUGCCCCUCGUCCUAUAUUCCGCUUGUUGAUCAGCAUCAACGUCAGCAACACCGUCAACUCACUCCUCCUAUCUGCUCACUCCUCGCGCGAUGACGAGGGCUUAAAAUUCCCCUCCCUUUCGCCCCUCUGUCUCUUCGAGCUCCUGCUGCCCUUGAGAAAAGUGGAGGACAUUAGGGCAAUAAAAAUGGCUUCCGCGUUGUUGCCUUGGGGUGGCGGUGAAGCUGAUUUCGUCUUAACACGAGUUCACUUGGGUGGGCUGAGUCCGACAAAACAGGUGAACUUCUUCGACCUUUCUCAUGAUAUCCGAAGCGGGACAUCUGGAGAUUAUGCUCGUGUCUACCAGCCUCAGGCUCCCGUUGCUGUCGCCGCUGGCGCGUCGCCUGCCAAUCGACCUGGCUCAGGCCCCCAACCACAGCACAGCACUGGCUACUACCGUGGUCGGUACAGCAACUUGGGUCUUUUGAGUCCAGCCACGUCCUGUCAAGCUUCUCCCGUGCCCAGGUUGUCCACACCACCGACCAGCGAAUCAAGUGUAACUCGACCGUCGCAAAUGAAGCAAUCUACUUUGACCCGAGCAACUGACCCUUAUCGCGGCUCAGCGGCAUCCCCCUUCGACAUUCAUAUGAACGAUGGCGGUGAUGACGGCUUUGAUUUCGACAGUCUUCCCCGUGUCGGUGCUUCUCCUUGUCCGCCAGCUAUUCCACCCAGUUCACCUACUGAAUUCCUUUCGUUUUAUUCCGCUGAAACUGCUGCACGUCGGAAAGUAAAACAAAGGACUUCAGAAGACCUCGACCGCACCCUCACCAAUCUAUCAUCUGAUGGCAACGGGUCUGGCAAUGGAACCAGCCCUCAACCAACCAAUGGGAACCAACCUUUGCGCAUCCUAAUUGGCCAAGACGAUGAACACGAAACUAAUCUAGUCAUCAAGCGAGAAGAUAUGCAUGACGCGUUGUUGACCCCAUCUGGCGAAUCAGAAAGCACAACAGCCUCUCCACCAGUUACUCCUGGUCGCGAGCGGUUCGCGAGUUCCCUUGGCGGCAGUAAUGGUGUCAAGUGUCCUGCCAACACUUCUGUUGCUCCCAGUCAGCGACCUGUUGCUUCAUCCUCCACUAAAGACGAAAUGACAGCUGCUGGCCAGGCGUACUCCCUCAGAUCUAGCAACCGCAGUGGGCGCAUAGAAAUACCUAGAUAUAAUUAUCGUGAGGGAAAAUUAAAAUCCCAAUGCUUCCAGUACGGAUGGUACGUGCCCUCUGAGCGAAGGUGGCAAAAGUACCAACGUUAUCAUUCACUGCCGCCGUUGACUCGACGAGACGCCAUCGAUAUUCAGAGGGAAGAUGAUUACAUCGGGCUCAAAAUGAAACUCAGCAGGCAUUUCGAAAAAUCCCUGCUCGGGAAUCUGCCAGGGGAAGUACCGUUUGUUAAGUGGAACGGUCAUCAACGCAUCCCCCAGGAGCCCUGUCUUCCGGACUACUUUCCUAUUUGCUUCAGUCAAUUCACGGAUUACCCUGGUGACUACCAAGAAGUGAGUUUAUGCUGGAUCCCCACCAAUCCCGUGCCCACAGUCCAUCUUGAAUCUCAGGUUGUUGCUUGA
This is a messenger RNA of Mesocestoides corti, 3543 nucleotides long. The record is from the annotation of a GenBank genome assembly. NCBI's taxonomy places the organism in Eukaryota, Metazoa, Platyhelminthes, Cestoda, Cyclophyllidea, Mesocestoididae.